Molecule: messenger RNA, 485 nt
Organism: Purpureocillium takamizusanense
Lineage: Eukaryota; Fungi; Ascomycota; Sordariomycetes; Hypocreales; Ophiocordycipitaceae
Exons: 1
Coding region: 1-465 (154 amino acids)
Source: RefSeq, a predicted model, not a curated record
AUGCGCAGGGGCUGUCGUUCUCUCAGCCCCGGCCAGUCGCCGCUCCUACAACUGGUGUUAUUACUGAUCGGUGAGGAAGCGCUUGCGUUCCACUUCGUAGGGCGAUCUUCGCUCUCACCCUCCUACUCGUGGCGUCCCGAAUCUCGGGACGUCGGCGCCGAAUGUACUACAGCAGGAUGCCCACGAUGGAUGGACGUCCGGUGCGAUCACGUCCUGUGCUUCUUGGGUUUGGGAAACAUCGUCGUCGUGCUUUCCGACUCGUCAUCUAUCUUCUCGGGCACCACGUACUCGUUUUCUCUCCGCAUCGACGUCACCACGACGUUGCUUCUUCUCCUCCUCCUCCUUCUUCUUCUUCUUCCUCUUGUUGGUCCUGUCGCGGGGCACCUGUCAGGCCCCAACCCAACCCAAGAGCAGUGGGACGUUUACCGAUGCCGAGGCGGCGACGCGGGAGCACGUAUACUGUAGUCAUUGAACUGCCCCAAGAG